AUGAGACGUCUGAAAUUACUGGAGAGAAAUGCUCGGAAAAUGGCUCGGGAUGAAAAUAAGAAAGCGACCGAAGAACAAAAUCUCAUAAAUGCCAUCAAGAAUAGUGGUGUUCAGCUUGGCAGCACAGUUUUGAAAGGUUCCUCAUCCAUUUCUCUGUCAGACCUUGAACCCUGUCAUCCUGCAGCACAGGGUUCUCGUGUCCAUUUUAAUGAGAGUGGAGAGUUAGUGUGGCCAGUGAUGCUCCUGUAUCCAGAACAUCAUGAGACCGAUAUUAUUCAAGAGUUUCCAGAAAGUGAUCAUAUCAUAGAUCACCUUGAGGUUAUUUUUGGAAAGGAAGCAGCACCAGCACAAUGGGACACUGAACACAAAUAUCAAGUUAAUAACCUGCUGUGUUCUUUGAAGACAAAGAAAAAAACUAAAACUCUGUAA
Cherax quadricarinatus is the source of this 429-nucleotide messenger RNA. The record is from RefSeq and is a predicted model, not a curated record. NCBI's taxonomy places the organism in Eukaryota, Metazoa, Arthropoda, Malacostraca, Decapoda, Parastacidae.